GAAAGUGAAAGUGACAGAGCUGCAGAAGAUGGCAGAGAGAUGUGGACUCCCAGACUCUCUGUCCUGCACGGUCUGCCUGGAGGUGCUGAAGAACCCCGUGACCCUGCAGUGCGGUCACAGCUACUGCAUGGACUGUGUUCGUAGUUACUGGGACCAGGAGGAUCAGGGAGGUGUGUACAGCUGUCCUCAGUGCAGACACACAUUUGCUCCCAGACCUGAGCUGCACAGGAACUUGGUGCUGGUUGAUUUGUUGGCAAACAUGGCCGACACAGGACCAGCACCCCCUCCAGGUAAGGAUGAAGUCAGUCCAGGCGAGGUGGAGUGUGAUUUCUGCUCUGUCAGGAAGCUGAAAGCUGUCAAGUCCUGCCUGGUGUGUCUGGCCUCGUACUGUGCCACACACCUGCAGCCUCACUACGAGUCUGCUGCUUUCAAACGGCACAAGCUGGUGGACGUGUCCGUCUCCAUCCAAGACAACAUCUGCUCCAAGCAUGACAAGCCGCUGGAGGUCUACUGCCGCAGCGACGGUCAGUGUGUCUGUCUGCUGUGUGUGAUGGAUGAACACCGAGGUCAUGAUACUGUGUCUGCAGCUGCAGAGAGGAAACUCAAGCAACAACAAUUUGGGAAGAAGAAGCAAAAAUAUCAGCAUGGAGUUCAGGAGAAGCAGAAGCAGCUGCAGCAGCAAAUGAAGUCAUUGCAGCGCUCUAAAGAUGCAGCUCUUGAUCAGAACGAGAAGGCCUACGCUGAGAUCGUCUCGAUGGCCGAGAGGAGGCGUUCUGCUGUGAGGGAGAUGAUCAGAGAUCAGGAGAAAGCUGCCAUGACCCGAGCUGAAGCUCUGAUGGAGCGAAUCCAGGCGGAGAUCAGGGAUCUGAGGAGGAGAGAGGAGGAGCUGAAGCAGCUGUCGCUCACUGAUGACCACAUUCAGUUCCUCCAGCGCUGCAGAUCCGUCUUGGACCUCCCAGAUCUUCAAAUCUCCUCUGGUGUCGUCAUCCAAAACUCUCCCUUUGACUUUCUGACAAAAGCCAUUUCAGACUUGAGAGAGAAAACCAAAACCCUGACGCAGGCUGCUGAAGAAAUGACUGAGCACAUUAACAGUGAUCUGGAGCCAAAAACGAGGCAAGAGUUUUCCAUGUAUUCCUGCAGCCUCAGCCUGGAUCCGAACACAGCAUUUGAGAACCUGCUGCUCUCUGAGGGAAACAAAAAGGUCUCCUGGAUCAAGAAAGUCCAGAAGUACCCGCCCCACACUGAGAGAUUUACCAAAUACGAUCAGGUGUUGUGCUGCGAGGGUUUGCACGGGGUCUGCUACUAUGAGGUUGAAUGGGGGGGACCCAGAGUUGAGGUUGCUGUUUGCUAUAAGGGUCCAGAGCUGCAGGAAAGCUCUUUUGGAUGCACGGAUCAGUCCUGGAGCCUUUCUCUGUCAACAUCAGGCUGCACGUUUUGGCAUCGAGAUGUCAAAACCAAAGCCUGCGGUCCCUGUUCCUCCAGGGUGGGGGUGUAUCUGAACCACAUGGCGGGAAGUGUGGCCUUCUUCAGUGUGUUUGAGUCUGGUCACAUGGAGCUCCUUCACAGGGUCCAGGCUGCCUUCUCCCAGCCGCUGUACCCUGGAUUCAUGGUCUCCAGGGGGGCGACGGUUAAGAUCCUCCCAUCUGAGUAAAAGGUUAAAACUGACUGAGCGGUUCUAUAUUGGAGCAUCAGUGUUAGAAGAUGAACUUAAUCAGACACGUCUUGAAGUUGAGUAUUGAUAUCUGGACUUAAUGUCUUGUUUUCUUGAAACGUUUUGUGAAGAUCCAGAUGAAAUUGAGUCCAGAUGACCAUAAAUCUAGAUGAUUCAAAGUCCAGAUGCCAGAAACCUAGAUAAUAUUAAGUCCAGAGACCAUGAAUCUAGAUGAUAUUAAAUACAGAUCACCAUGAAACCAGAUGAUAUUAAAUCCAGAUGACCAUGACUCAACUUCACGUCAGCAUCACUUGGAUGAACAAGAAUCUUCACCAACAGAAUAUCGCAGAAUAAUGACGCAACGUAAAGUUCAGCUUUCCUCUUUAACAUUUCAAAGCAUCUCAUAUGUUAUAUAAAUGAAUGCCAGCUUCUAGUGUUUGUCUGUCUUUAUUUUCAUUUUUUUUUUUAGUUAAUUUCAACUUUGAGAACACAUAUAUACUUACAACCAUCCAAAAUACAAAUUUUCACACUACAUUCUGAAUACAUUUCAACACUUGUACGUCGAUGAUGCACUUUUUUUUUUACACAUUAUUUUUUCAGCUUGAAAAAAUAGUUUUAAGAUGAAGGAAAACUUUUUCAUACCCAUUCCCUUAAGUAUCUAUAUCUUAACUAUGGUCUGGUUGUUGAUGUCUAAUUCGUAUUAAAAUCACUGAAACACAUAUCAUUGAUAUUCAAUUUCCUUAGUACUAUGGAGGGAUUUUUUCUGCCACCAUAUCGCAAGCAAAAGUCAGUUUUAAGAUCAAAAUGUUUUGAAUUGCAAAUUAAAUGGAAAGAAAAAAGUCAUCAUUUGCAAAUGAAGAUAUUUGCUUUCAAAACCUUUUUUUACUUUCAAAUAUUUUUUGCUUUGUUAU
Messenger RNA from Oryzias melastigma (Indian medaka), 2562 nucleotides. Its product is annotated as E3 ubiquitin/ISG15 ligase TRIM25. Lineage: Eukaryota; Metazoa; Chordata; Actinopteri; Beloniformes; Adrianichthyidae. The record is from RefSeq and is a predicted model, not a curated record. The coding region runs from base 29 to 1651 and encodes 540 amino acids. Gene Ontology annotation, molecular function: protein binding; zinc ion binding. The transcript has 6 exons.